AUGUGUGCGUCUAAUGCUGGAGGUUUUGAUCGGCAAAGAGCGGCAAGACCGGGUAGCCUGAGUAGAGAGCGAAGCCGUAAUGGAUAUAUAACGAAUAAUUUAUCUAUUAUGGUGCGCGCCUACGUUAAACUGCUGUUCAAGCAAAGUUCAGCCACACCAUGGAACUAUUAUGGCAAAGUACUGUGA
Molecule: messenger RNA, 186 nt
Organism: Plasmopara halstedii
Lineage: Eukaryota; Oomycota; Peronosporomycetes; Peronosporales; Peronosporaceae
Exons: 2
Coding region: 1-186 (61 amino acids)
Source: RefSeq, a predicted model, not a curated record